AACCUGUAAAACCCGAAAAACCCGUUGAAAAUGUCGGUUUUGCAAAAAAUCGCGGAUAUCGAGGCCGAGAUGGCUAGAACUCAAAAGAACAAGGCCACCAACGCUCACUUGGGUAUUCUGAAGGCAAAACUCGCAAAGCUCCGUCGUGAUUUGAUCACUCCAAAAGGCGGUGGCGGUGGUCCAGGAGAGGGUUUCGACGUCGCAAAGACCGGAGACGCCCGUAUCGGAUUUGUUGGAUUCCCAUCUGUCGGAAAAUCCACGUUGCUAUGCAAUUUGGCUGGAGUCUUCUCGGAAGUUGCUGCCUAUGAAUUCACCACACUUACCACCGUACCCGGAGUUAUUAGGUACAAGGGAGCCAAAAUUCAACUGCUCGAUUUACCUGGAAUUAUCGAAGGAGCCAAAGACGGAAAAGGACGUGGAAAGCAAGUUAUUGCUGUUGCCCGUACGUGCUCACUAAUCCUGAUGGUUCUGGAUGUAAUGAAGCCUCUACAACACAAGAAGCUUCUCGAAUACGAGUUGGAAGGAUUCGGUAUCCGUCUGAACAAGCAGCCACCAAAUAUUGGAUAUAAGCGGAAGGAGAAGGGAGGCAUCAAUUUGACGAUGCUCGUUCCACAAUCUGAACUUGAUUUGGAUCUUGUCAAGAGUAUCCUUGCCGAAUAUCGUAUUCAUAAUGCAGACAUCACACUUCGCUACGACGCUACUUCCGAGGAUUUGAUUGAUGUGAUUGAGGGAAAUCGAAUCUAUAUUCCGUGCAUCUAUGUGCUCAAUAAAAUCGAUCAGAUCUCGAUUGAAGAGCUCGAUAUUAUCUACCGUAUCCCGCAUACCGUACCAAUUUCCGCUCAUCAUAAGUGGAAUUUCGAUGAUUUGUUGGAGAAAGUUUGGGAGUACUUGAACUUGAUUCGCAUCUACACAAAACCGAAGGGACAACUGCCCGACUACUCGCAACCGAUUGUUUUGAAUGCCGAACGCAAGAGCAUCGAAGAUUUGUGUACGAAAAUUCACAAAUCGCUACAGAAGGACUUCAAGUGCGCUCUUGUGUGGGGAGCAUCUGCAAAGCACAACCCGCAACGUGUAGGCCGCGACCAUGUGCUCAUCGAUGAGGACGUUGUUCAGGUCAUCAAAAAAGUCUAAGCUGAAAUUCCCGUGCUUCUCGUCUUCCUGUGGUUGCUGAUUUUUCAAUGUUUUUUUCUAAUUCCUGUUCCUUUUUUUUUCAAUGUUCUUGACACUAAAUAUUGAUGGUUU
Caenorhabditis elegans is the source of this 1242-nucleotide messenger RNA. It is a transcript of the gene T28D6.6, whose product is annotated as Developmentally-regulated GTP-binding protein 1. Gene Ontology annotation, molecular function: magnesium ion binding; GTPase activity; GTP binding. NCBI's taxonomy places the organism in Eukaryota, Metazoa, Nematoda, Chromadorea, Rhabditida, Rhabditidae. Gene Ontology annotation, cellular component: cytoplasm; nucleus. The coding region runs from base 31 to 1131 and encodes 366 amino acids. The transcript has 9 exons. The record is from RefSeq and is marked reviewed.